AUGCACAAAGAAGUCCUAGACAAGAGUGCGAUGCGUGCGGUGAAAGCGACCGAGAAAUACGAACAAUGCAAUGUCAGCGAGGGCGACUAUGUGCUCUGGUCCCGCGUCGACGAACGUUAUCACCCUAAGCUGCUCGAAGUGGGCGAAUUCUCCGUCGUGUUGGAGCACUUGGUGACUCAUGAACUGCGGGAAGCACACGCGUCAAGAGUCAAGCUCUACGCCGAAGACAGCUUUGAAGUGACCGAAGAAAUCCUCGAACACGUUUCCGAGAAAGGGAUCAUGCUGAAGGUCAAGUCCAUCGCGGGACACAAGUUUGUCCCGGAUGUGAAAGACUUCAUGCUGCAAGUGCUUUGGGAAGGUUUUGAAGAUAUCGAGUCCUCAUGGGAACCGCUGCAGAAGCUCAUGUAUGAAUGCCCGGCCGUGGUGAAGAACUACGUUGAAGGCGUGAAGACAGCGAGCGAAGGCGAUGCGUUGCGCAAGGCAAUGAAGCGAGCGAGGGCGAAGAAUUAG
Molecule: messenger RNA, 510 nt
Organism: Aphanomyces astaci
Lineage: Eukaryota; Oomycota; Saprolegniomycetes; Saprolegniales; Verrucalvaceae
Exons: 2
Coding region: 1-510 (169 amino acids)
Source: RefSeq, a predicted model, not a curated record